This is a messenger RNA of Fimicolochytrium jonesii, 754 nucleotides long. RefSeq names its product WD40-repeat-containing domain protein. Lineage: Eukaryota; Fungi; Chytridiomycota; Chytridiomycetes; Spizellomycetales; Powellomycetaceae. Bases 78 to 650 code for a protein of 190 amino acids. The record is from RefSeq and is a predicted model, not a curated record. The transcript has 4 exons. Gene Ontology annotation, molecular function: protein binding.
CUUCGUCUUCUUGACUACCGUUCCCGUUUCCCCAGUACUUCGCCGCAGUUCACGGCUCCACCAUCCUCGUCUACAACAUGUGGACUCUAGAAGUGAUAGCACACUUCAAAGGCCACCAAUCAAAGAUCCGCUCCAUCAGCUGGUCCGCGGACGACUCUCGCAUCAUGUCGUGCGGGCUCGAAGGAUGCGUGUACGAAUACAACGUCCGAACGUUCAAGCGGGAGACGGAACUCUCUGCGCCGAACGUGACGUUCAAUCAGGCGAUUUAUACGCAUGAUAAUAAACUUGCUUUUGCUAUUGGGAGUGAUGGAGUCUUGAGGGAGCUGAGCGAUGGACACGUUUUCCGGGAGUUCUCUACGAAGCUGCCUUUGAAACACAUUGCGGUUACUCGAAACGGCAAAAUUGCUCUGGCCUCGACUGCUAAUCAUACUCUCCGUGCCCUGAAAUAUCCAUUCCCUCAAGAGAAUCCCUACGAGUACACGGAGUACUCGUAUCACACCGGGCCUAUAAACCGCCUCUGCCUCUCUUACGAUGAUCAGUACGCGUUCACCUGCGGAGAGGACGGCUGUCUGUGGUUCUUCCGCCUGAGCGAGAAGGAGGCGAGAGCAGCGAAGAGGGAGAAAGAUUACGGAUAUAGCGAUGAGGUAUGAUAGUGGCUAAAAGCAUUUAUCGUAGCGAUUGGCAUUGAUAUGGUGCUUGGCACAGAUUCUCGUCACAAAGUCCGACCUCAGAACAAAGUUCAAGACGCAAUCCG